AUGAUCAUUCACAGCAGCAACAAUCGUCCCCAAACCGCUGAAUGGUGCAAGGAUCAGCAACAUCUGAUGACGACUUACGCUCACUUCAUGACACAAGCGCUCAACCAAUCCAAACCAGCACAGCAUCCUGAUAUACCACCCCACUCUGACAUUGGUCAAGACAGCCAGACACUGACAUACUUCACCACAAAACCUGAAUCGGAUUCUAAGGAAGAUGAUUCAUCUUCAGAACGAGAUAUAAAAGAAGCAGAAGUGAAGGUUGACAGAUGUCGAUCACCAUCCAGAUCUAAGUCAGAUGAUAUCAGCUCCUCCAAACCUGCUGACAUUGAUCGCAAUGAUCAGCCGAAGACAUCUGACGACAGUACUUCUAGCAGCUCACCAAAUUCAUCUGACGACAAGAAGCCUGCAUCAACCAAACCUAAACCCAGCAGCAAGCAUUCUUCUAGUGAUGAUACCAGCUUCUCGAAACCUGCUGACAUUGGUCGCAAGGAUCAGCCGAAGACAUCUGAUGACAGUACUUCUAGCAGCUCACCAAGUUCAUCUGACGACAAGAAACCGGCAUCAACCAAAUCCAAACCAAGCAGCAAGCAUUUUUCGAGUAUUGAUACCAGCUCCUCGAAACCAGCUGACAUUGGUCACAAGGAUCAGCCAAAGACAUCUAUUGACAGUACUUCUAGCAGCUCACCAAGUUCAUCUGACGACAAGCAGCCCGUUUCAACCAAAUCCAAACCAAGCAGCAAGCAUUCAUCCGGUGAUGAUACCAGCUCCUCUAAACCUGCUGACAUUGGUCACAAGGAUCAGCCAAAGACAUCUGUUGACAGUACUUCUAGCAGCUCACCAAGUUCAUCUGACGACAAGAAGCUGGCAACAACCAAAUCUAAACCAAGCAGCAAGCAUUCAUCCGGUGAUGAUACCAGCUCCUCUAAACCUGCUGACAUUGGUCGCAAGGAUCAGCCGAAGACAUCUGAUGACAGUACUUCUAGCAGCUCACCCAUUUCAUCUGACGACAUGAAGCCCGCUUCAACCAAAUCCAAACCAAGCAGCAAGCAUUCAUCCGGUGAUGAUACCAGCUCCUAUAAACCUGCUGACAUUGGUCGCAAGGAUCAGCCGAAGACAUCUAACGACAGUACUUCUAACAGUUCACCCAGUUCAUCUGACGACAAGAAGCCCGCUUCAACCAAAUCCAAAUCAAGCAGCAAGAAUUCUUCUGGUAAGCUGGAUUCGGUCGAAAAUAAGAGUUCCAGCUCCCCAUCGUCUUUAAGUGCGUUAGCCCAAGAUCAAAAGCCAGGAUCAAAACCGGUAAGCCGAAGUCCAGGUAGCUCGAAAAAGUCUGAAUCUGAUAAGGAAGUCACUCUUGAUUUGUCGUUGUCAAAGAAACCUGAAUCGGAUUCCAAGGAAGAUGAAUCAUCCUCAGAACGAGAUAUAAAAGAAGAAGAAGUGAAAGUUGACAGAUCUCGAUCACACUCCAGAUCUAAGUCAGAUGAUAACAGCUCCUCCAAACCUGCUGACAUUGGUCGCAAGGAUCAGUUGAAGACAUCUGACGACAGUACUUCUAGCAGCUCAUCCAUUUCAUCUGACGACAAGAAGCUUGCACCAACCAAAUCCAAACCAAGCAGCAACCAUUCUUGUGGUAAGCCGGAUUCGGUUGAAGAUAAGAGUUCCAGCUCCCCAUCGUCUUCAAGUGCGUCAGCCCAAGAUCAAAAGCCAGGAUCAAAACCGGUAAGCCGAAGUCCAGGUAGCUCGAAAAAGUUUGAAUCUGAUAAGGAAGUCACCCUUGAUUUGUCGUUGUCAAAGAAACCUGAAUCGGAUUCCAAGGAAGAUGAUUCAUCUUCAGAACGAGAUAUAAAAGAAGCAGAAGUGAAGGUUUACAGAUGUCGAUCACCGUCCAGAUCUAAGUCAGAUGAUAUCAGCUCCUCCAAACCUGCUGACAUUGGUCGGAAUGAUCAGCCGAAGACAUCUGACAACAGUAAUUCUAUUAGCUCACCAAGUUCAACUGACGACAAGAAGCCUGCAUUAACCAAAACUGAACCCAGCAGCAAGCAUUCUUCUAGUGAUGAUACCAGCUCCUCGAAACCUGCUGACAUUGGUCGCAAGGAUCAGCCGAAGACAUCUGAUGACAGUACUUCUAGCAGCUCACCAAGUUCAUCUGACGACAAGAAGCCAGCAUCAACCAAAUCCAAACCAAGCAGCAAGCAUUCUUUUAGUGAUGAUACCAGCUCCUCGAAACCUGCUGACAUUGGGCACAAGGAUCAGCCGAAGACAUCUAACGACAGUACUUCUAACAGUUCACCCUGUUCAUCUGACGAGAAGAAGCCUGCAUCAACCAAAUCCAAACCAAGCAGCAAGCAUUCUUCUAGUGAUGAUACCAGCUCCUCGAAACCUGCUGACAUUGGUCACAAGGAUCAGCCAAAGACAUCUGAUGACAGUACUUCUAGCAGCUCACCAAGUUCAUCUGACGACAAGAAGCCGGCAUCAACCAAAUCCAAACCAAGCAGCAAGCAUUCUUCUAGUGAUGAUACCAGCUCCUCGAAACCUGCUGACAUUGGUCACAAGGAUCAGCCAAAGACAUCUGUUGACAGUACUUCUAGCAGCUCACCAAGUUCAUCUGACGACAAGAAGCUGGCAACAACCAAAUCUAAACCAAGCAGCAAGCAUUCAUCCGGUGAUGAUACCAGCUCCUCUAAACCUGCUGACAUUGGUCGCAAGGAUCAGCCGAAGACAUCUGAUGACAGUACUUCUAGCAGCUCACCCAUUUCAUCUGACGACAUGAAGCCCGCUUCAACCAAAUCCAAACCAAGCAGCAAGCAUUCAUCCGGUGAUGAUACCAGCUCCUAUAAACCUGCUGACAUUGGUCGCAAGGAUCAGCCGAAGACAUCUAACGACAGUACUUCUAACAGUUCACCCAGUUCAUCUGACGACAAGAAGCCCGCUUCAACCAAAUCCAAAUCAAGCAGCAAGAAUUCUUCUGGUAAGCUGGAUUCGGUCGAAAAUGAGAGUUCCAGCUCCCCAUCGUCUUCAAGUGCGUUAGCCCAAGAUCAAAAGCCAGGAUCAAAACCGGUAAGCCGAAGUCCAGGUAGCUCGAAAAAGUCUGAAUCUGAUAAGGAAGUCACUCUUGAUUUGUCGUUGUCAAAGAAACCUGAAUCGGAUUCCAAGGAAGAUGAAUCAUCCUCAGAACGAGAUAUAAAAGAAGAAGAAGUGAAAGUUGACAGAUCUCGAUCACACUCCAGAUCUAAGUCAGAUGAUAACAGCUCCUCCAAACCUGCUGACAUUGGUCGCAAGGAUCAGUUGAAGACAUCUGACGACAGUACUUCUAGCAGCUCAUCCAUUUCAUCUGACGACAAGAAGCUUGCACCAACCAAAUCCAAACCAAGCAGCAACCAUUCUUGUGGUAAGCCGGAUUCGGUUGAAGAUAAGAGUUUCAGCUCCCCAUCGUCUUCAAGUGCGUCAGCCCAAGAUCAAAAGCCAGGAUCAAAACCGGUAAGCCGAAGUCCAGGUAGCUCGAAAAAGUCUGAAUCUGAUAAGGAAGUCACCCUUGAUUUGUCGUUGUCAAAGAAACCUGAAUCGGAUUCCAAGGAAGAUGAUUCAUCUUCAGAACGAGAUAUAAAAGAAGCAGAAGUGAAGGUUUACAGAUGUCGAUCACCGUCCAGAUCUAAGUCAGAUGAUAUCAGCUCCUCCAAACCUGCUGACAUUGGUCGGAAUGAUCAGCCGAAGACAUCUGACAACAGUAAUUCUAUUAGCUCACCAAGUUCAACUGACGACAAGAAGCCUGCAUUAACCAAACCUGAACCCAGCAGCAAGCAUUCUUCUAGUGAUGAUACCAGCUCCUCGAAACCUGCUGACAUUGGUCGCAAGGAUCAGCCGAAGACAUCUGAUGACAGUACUUCUAGCAGCUCACCAAGUUCAUCUGACGACAAGAAGCCAGCAUCAACCAAAUCCAAACCAAGCAGCAAGCAUUCUUUUAGUGAUGAUACCAGCUCCUCGAAACCUGCUGACAUUGGUCGCAAGGAUCAGCAAAAGACAUCUGAUGACAGUACUUCUAGCAACUCACUAAGUUCAUCUGACGACAAGAAGCCAGCAUCAACCAAAUCCAAACCAAGCAGCAAGCAUUCUUUUUGUGAUGAUACCAGCUCCUCGAAACCUGCUGACAUUGGGCACAAGGAUCAGCUGAAGACAUCUAACGACAGUACUUCUAACAGUUCACCCUGUUCAUCUGACGAGAAGAAGCUGGCAUCAACCAAAUCCAAACCAAGCAGCAAGCAUUCUUCUAGUGAUGAUACCAGCUCCUCGAAACCUGCUGACAUUGGUCACAAGGAUCAGCCAAAGACAUCUGAUGACAGUACUUGUAUUAGCUCACCAAGUUCAUCUGACGACAAGAAGCCGGCAUCAACCAAAUCCAAACCAAGCAGCAAGCAUUCUUCUAGUGAUGAUACCAGCUCUUCUAAAACUGCUGACAUUGCUUGCAAGGAUCAGCCGAAGACAUCUGAUAAAAGUACUUCUAGCAGCUCACCAAGUUCAUAUGACGACAAGAAGCCGGCAUCAACCAAAUCCAAACCAACCAGCAAGCAUUCUUCUAGUGAUGAUACCAGCUCCGCAAAACCUGCUGACAUAGGUCGCAAGGAUCAGCCGAAGACAUCUGAUGACAGUACUUGUAUUAGCUCACCAAGUUCAUAUGACGACAAGAAGCCGGCAUCAACCAAAUCCAAACCAAGCAGCAAGCAUUCUUCUAGUGAUGAUACCAGCUCUUCUAAAACUGCUGACAUUGCUUGCAAGGAUCAGCCGAAGACAUCUGAUAAAAGUACUUCUAGCAGCUCACCAAGUUCAUAUGACGACAAGAAGCCGGCAUCAACCAAAUCUAAACCAAGCAGCAAGCAUUCUUCUAGUGAUGAUACCAGCUCCUCUAAACCUGCUGACAUUGGUCACAAGGAUCAGCCAAAGACAUCUGAUGGCAGUACUUCUAGCAGCUCACCAAGUUCAUCUGACGACAAGAAGCCGACAACAACCAAAUCUAAACCAAGCAGCAAGCAUUCUUCUAGUGAUGAUACCAGCUCCUCUAAACCUGCUGACAUUGCUCGCAAGGAUCAGCCGAAGACAUCUGAUGACAGUACUUCUAGCAGCUCACCAAGUUCAUCUGACGACAAGAAGCCUGCAUCAACCAAAUCAAAACCAAGCAGCAAGCAUUCUUCUAGUGAUGAUACCAGCUCCUCGAAACCUGCUGACAUUGGUCACAAGGAUCAGCCGAAGACAUCUGAUGACAGUACUUCUAGCAGCUCACCAAGUUCAUCUGACGACAAGAAGCCGGCAACAACCAAAUCUAAACCAAGCAGCAAGCAUUCUUCUAGUGAUGAUACCAGCUCCUCGAAACCUGCUGACAUUGCUCGCAAGGAUCUGCCGAAGACAUCUGAUGACAGUACUUCUAGCAGCUCACCAAGUUCAUCUGACGACAAGAAGCCGGCAAAAACCAAAUCAAAACCAAGCAGCAAGCAUUCUUCUAGUGAUGAUACCAGCUCCUCGAAACCUGCUGACAUUGCUCGCAAGGAUCUGCCGAAGACAUCUGAUGACAGUACUUCUAGCAGCUCACCAAGUUCAUCUGACGACAAGAAGCCGGCAACAACCAAAUCAAAACCAAGAAGCAAGCAUUCUUCUAGUGAUGAUACCAGCUACUCUAAACCUGCUGACAUUGCUCGCAAGGAUCAGCCGAAGACAUCUAACGACAGUACUUUUAACAGUUCACCCUGUUCAUCUGACGACAAGAAGCCCGCUUCAACAAAAUCCAAAUCAAGCAGCAAGAAUUCUUCUGGUAAGCUGGAUUCGGUCGAAGAUGAGAGUUCCAGCUCCCCAUCGUCUUCAAGUGUGUUAGCCCAAUAUCGAAAGCCAGGAUCAAAACCGGUUAGCCAAAGUCCAGGUAGCUCGAAAAAGUCUGAAUCUGAUAAGGAAGUCACCCUUGAUUUGUCGUUGUCAAAGAAACCUGAAUCGGAUUCCAAGGAAGAUGAUUCAUCUUCAGAACGAGAUAUAAAAAAAGCAGAAGUGAAGGUUGACAGAUGUCGAUCACCCUCCAGAUCUAAGUCAGAUGAUAUCAGCUCCUCCAAACCUGCUGACAUUGGUCGCAAUGAUCAGCCGAAGACAUCUGAUGACAGUACUUCUAGCAGCUCACCAAGUUCAUAUGACGACAAGAAGCCUGCAUCAACCAAACCUAAACCCAGCAGCAAGCAUUCUUCUAGUGAUGAUACCAGCUCCUCAAAACCUGCUGACAUUGGUCGCAAGGGUCAGCCGAAGACAUCUGAUGACAGUACUUCUAGCAGCUCACCAAGUUCAUCUGACAACAAGAAGCCCACUUCAACCAAAUCCAAACCAAGCAGCAACCAUUCUUGUGGUAAGCCGGAUUCGGUUGAAGAUAAGAGUUCCAGGUCCCCAUCGUCUUCAAGUGCGUCAGCCCAAGAUCAAAAGCCAGAAUCAAAACCGGUAAGCCGAAGUCCAGGUAGCUCGAAAAAGUCUGAAUCUGAUAAGGAAGUCACCCUUGAUUUGUCGUUGUCAAAGAAACCUGAAUCGGAUUCCAAGGAAGAUGAUUCAUCUUCAGAACGAGAUAUAAAAGAAGCAGAAGUGAAGGUUGACAGAUGUCGAUCACCGUCCAGAUCUAAGUCAGAUGAUAUCAGCUCCUCCAAACCUGCUGGCAUUGGUCGCAAUGAUCAGCCGAAGACAUCUGAUGACAGUACUUCUAGCAGCUCACCAAGUUCAUAUGACGACAAGAAGCCUGCAUCAACCAAACCUAAACCCAGCAGCAAGCAUUCUUCUAGUGAUGAUACCAGCUCCUCAAAACCUGCUGACAUUGGUCGCAAGGGUCAGCCGAAGACAUCUGAUGACAGUACUUCUAGCAGCUCACCAAGUUCAUCUGACAACAAGAAGCCCACUUCAACCAAAUCCAAACCAAGCAGCAACCAUUCUUGUGGUAAGCCGGAUUCGGUUGAAGAUAAGAGUUCCAGGUCCCCAUCGUCUUCAAGUGCGUCAGCCCAAGAUCAAAAGCCAGAAUCAAAACCGGUAAGCCGAAGUCCAGGUAGCUCGAAAAAGUCUGAAUCUGAUAAGGAAGUCACCCUUGAUUUGUCGUUGUCAAAGAAACCUGAAUCGGAUUCCAAGGAAGAUGAUUCAUCUUCAGAACGAGAUAUAAAAGAAGCAGAAGUGAAGGUUGACAGAUGUCGAUCACCGUCCAGAUCUAAGUCAGAUGAUAUCAGCUCCUCCAAACCUGCUGACAUUGGUCGCAAGGAUCAGCCGAAGACAUCUGAUGACAGUACUUCUAGCAGCUCACCAAGUUCAUCUGACGACAAGAAGCCGGCAUCAACCAAAUCUAAACCAAGCAGCAAGCAUUCUUCUAAUGAUGAUACCAGCUCCUCGAAACCUGCUGACAUUGGUCACAAGGAUCAGCCAAAGACAUCUGAUGACAGUACUUCUAGCAGCUCACCAAGUUCAUCUGAUGACAAGAAGCCGGCAUCAACCAAAUCUAAACCAAGCAGCAAGCAUUCUUCUAGUGAUGAUACCAGCUCCUCGAAACCUGCUGACAUUGGUCACAAGGAUCAGCCAAAGACAUCUGAUGACAGUACUUCUAGCAGCUCACCAAGUUCAUCUGACAACAAGAAGCCCACUUCAACCAAAUCCAAACCAAGCAGCAACCAUUCUUGUGGUAAGCCGGAUUCGGUUGAAGAUAAGAGUUCCAGGUCCCCAUCGUCUUCAAGUGCGUCAGCCCAAGAUCAAAAGCCAGAAUCAAAACCGGUAAGCCGAAGUCCAGGUAGCUCGAAAAAGUCUGAAUCUGAUAAGGAAGUCACCCUUGAUUUGUCGUUGUCAAAGAAACCUGAAUCGGAUUCCAAGGAAGAUGAUUCAUCUUCAGAACGAGAUAUAAAAGAAGCAGAAGUGAAGGUUGACAGAUGUCGAUCACCGUCCAGAUCUAAGUCAGAUGAUAUCAGCUCCUCCAAACCUGCUGACAUUGGUCGCAAGGAUCAGCCGAAGACAUCUGAUGACAGUACUUCUAGCAGCUCACCAAGUUCAUCUGACGACAAGAAGCCGGCAUCAACCAAAUCCAAACCAAGCAGCAAGCAUUCUUCUAGUGAUGAUACCAGCUACUCUAAACCUGCUGACAUUGGUCACAAGGAUCAGCCAAAGACAUCUGAUGACAGUACUUCUAGCAGCUCACCAAGUUCAUCUGACGACAAGAAGCCUGCAUCAACCAAAUCCAAACCAAGCAGCAAGCAUUCUUCUAGUGAUGAUACCAGCUCCUCGAAACCAGCUGACAUUGGUCACAAGGAUCAGCCAAAGACAUCUGAUGACAGUACUUCUAGCAGCUCACCAAGUUCAUCUGACGACAAGAAGCCGGCAUCAACCAAACCUAAACCCAGCAGCAAGCAUUCUUCUAGUGAUGAUACCAGCUCCUCGAAGCCUGCUGACAUUGCUUACAAGGAUCAGCCGAAGACAUCUGAUGACAGUACUUCUAGCAGCUCACCAAGUUCAUCUGACGACAAGAAGCCGGCAUCAACCAAAUCCAAACCAAGCAGCAAGCAUUCUUCUAGUGAUGAUACCAGCUCCUCUAAACCUGCUGACAUUGGUCACAAGGAUCAGCCGAAGACAUCUGAUGACAGUACUUCUAGCAGCUCACUAAGUUCAUCUGACAACAAGAAGCCGGCAAAAACCAAAUCUAAACCAAGCAGCAAGCAUUCUUCUAGUGAUGAUACCAGCUACUCUAAACCUGCUGACAUUGGUCGCAAGGAUCAGACGAAGACAUCUAACGACAGUACUUCUAACAGUUUACCCUGUUCAUCUGACGACAAGAAGCCCGCUUCAACAAAAUCCAAAUCAAGCAGCAAGAAUUCUUCUGGUAAGCUGGAUUCGGUCGAAGAUGAGAGUUCCAGCUCCCCAUCGUCUUCAAGUUUGUCAGCCCAAUAUCAAAAGCCAGGAUCAAAACCGGUUAGCCAAAGUCAAGGUAGCUCGAAAAAGUCUGAAUCCGAUAAGGAAGUCACUCUUGAUUUGUCGUUGUCAAAGAAACCUGAAUCGGAUUCCAAGGAAGAGGAUUCAUUUUCAGAACGAGAUAUAAAAGAAGCAGAAGUGAAGGUUGCCAGAUGUCGAUCACCGUCCAGAUCUAAGUCAAAUGAUAUCAGUUCCUCCAAACCUGCUGAUAUUGGUUGCAAGGAUCAGCCGAAGACAUCUGAUGACAGUACUUCUAGCAGCUCACCCGUUUCAUCUGACGACAAGAAGCCCGCUUCAACCUUAUCCAAACCAAGCAGCAAGCAUUCAUCCGGUGAUGAUACCAGCUCCUCUAAACCUGCUGACAUUGGUCGCAAGGAUCAGCCGAAAACAUCUGAUGACAGUAUUUCUAGCAGCUCAACAAGUUCAUCUGACGACAAGAAGCCUGCAUCAACCAAACCUAAACCCAGCAGCAAGCAUUUUUCUAAUGAUGAUACCAGCUCCUCGAAACCUGCUGACAUUUGUCGCAAGGAUCAGCCGAAGACAUCUGAUGACAGUACUUCUAGCAGCUCACCAAGUUCAUCUGACGACAAGAAGCCCGCUUCAACCAAAUACAAAUCAAGCAGCAAGAAUUCUUCUAGUGAUGAUACCAGCUCCUCGAAGCCUGCUGACAUUGGUCACAAGAAUCAGCCAAAGACAUCUGAUGACAGUACUUCUAGCAGCUCACCAAGUUCAGCUGACGACAAGAAGCCGGCAACAACCAAAUCUAAACCAAGCAGCAACCAUUCUUUUAGUGAUGAUACCAGCUCCUCGAAGCCUGCUGACAUUGGUCACAAGGAUCAGCCGAAGACAUCUGAUGACAGUACUUCUAGCAGCUCACCAAGUUCAUCUGACGACAAGAAGCCUGCAACAACCAAAUCUAAACCAAGCAGCAACCAUUCUUUUAGUGAUGAUACCAGCUCCUCUAAACCUGCUGACAUUGGUCGCAAGGAUCAGCCGAAGACAUCUAACGACAGUACUUCUAACAGUUCACCCAGUUCAUCUGACGACAAGAAGCCCGCGUCAAUUAAAUCAAAACCAAGCAGCAACCAUUCUUGUGGUAAGCCGGAUUCGGUUGAAGAUAAGAGUUCCAGCUCCCCAUCGUCUUCAAGUGCGUCAGCCCAAGAUCAAAAGCCAGGAUCAAAACCGGUAAGCCGAAGUCCAGGUAGCUCGAAAAAGUCUGAAUCUGAUAAGGAAGUCACCCUUGAUUUGUCGUUGUCAAAGAAACCUGAAUCGGAUUCCAAGGAAGAUGAUUCAUCUUCAGAACGAGAUAUAAAAGAAGCAGAAGUGAAGGUUGACAGAUGUCGAUCACCGUCCAGAUCUAAGUCAGAUGAUAUCAGCUCCUCCAAACCUGCUGACAUUGGUCGCAAUGAUCAGCCGAAGACAUCUGACGACAGUACUUCUAGCAGCUCACCAAGUUCAUCUGACGACAAGAAGCCUGCAUCAACCAAACCUAAACCCAGCAGCAAGCAUUCUUCUAGUGAUGAUACCAGCUCCUCGAAGCCUGCUGACAUUGGUCACAAGGAUCAGCCAAAGACAUCUGAUGACAGUACUUCUAGCAGCUCACCAAUUUCAUCUGACGACAAGAAGCCGGUAACAACCAAAUCUAAACCAAGCAGCAAGCAUUAUUCUAGUGAUGAUACCAGCUCCUCUAAACCUGCUGACAUUGGUCGCAAGGAUCAGCCGAAGACAUCUAACGACAGUACUUCUAACAGUUCACCCAGUUCAUCUGACAACAAGAAGCCCGCUUCAACCAAAUCCAAAUCAAGCAGCAAGAAUUCAUCUGGUAAGCUGGAUUCGGUCGAAGAUGAGAGUUCCAGCUCCCCAUCGUCUUCAAGUGCGUUAGCCCAAGAUCAAAAGCCAGGAUCAAAACCGGUAAGCCGAAGUCCAGGUAGCUCGAAAAAGUCUGAAUCCGAUAAGGAAGUCACUUUUGAUUUGUCGUUGUCAAAGAAACCUGAAUCGGAUUCCAAGGAAGAGGAUUCAUUUUCAGAACGAGACAUAAAAGAAGCAGAAGUGAAGGUUGCCAGAUCUCGAUCACCGUCCAGAUCUAAGUCAAAUGAUAUCAGCUCCUCCAAACCUGCUGAUAUUGGUCGCAAGGAUCAACCGAAGACAUCUGAUGACAGUACUUCUAGCAGCUCACCCGUUUCAUCUGACGACAAGAAGCCCGCUUCAACCAAAUCCAAACCAAGCAGCAAGCAUUCAUCCGGUGAUGAUACCAGCUCCUCUAAACCUGCUGACAUUGGUCGCAAGGAUCAGCCGAAGACAUCUGACAACAGUACUUCUAUUAGCUCAUCCAGUUUAUCUGACGACAAGAAGCCCACUUCAACCAAAUCCAAACCAAGCAGCAACCAUUCUUGUGGUAAGCCGGAUUCGGUUGAAGAUAAGAGUUCCAGCUCCUCAUCGUCUUCAAGUGCGUCAGCCCAAGAUCAAAAGCCAGGAUCAAAACCGGUAAGCCGAAGUCCAGGUAGCUCGAAAAAGUCUGAAUCCGAUAAGGAAGUCACUUUUGAUUUGUCGUUGUCAAAGAAACCUGAAUCGGAUUCCAAGGAAGAGGAUUCAUUUUCAGAACGAGACAUAAAAGAAGCAGAAGUGAAGGUUGCCAGAUCUCGAUCACCGUCCAGAUCUAAGUCAAAUGAUAUCAGCUCCUCCAAACCUGCUGAUAUUGGUCGCAAGGAUCAACCGAAGACAUCUGAUGACAGUACUUCUAGCAGCUCACCCGUUUCAUCUGACGACAAGAAGCCCGCUUCAACCAAAUCCAAACCAAGCAGCAAGCAUUCAUCCGGUGAUGAUACCAGCUCCUCUAAACCUGCUGACAUUGGUCGCAAGGAUCAGCCGAAGACAUCUGACAACAGUACUUCUAUUAGCUCAUCCAGUUUAUCUGACGACAAGAAGCCCACUUCAACCAAACCCAGCAGCAACCAUUCUUGUGGUAAGCCGGAUUCGUUUGAAGAUAAGAGUUCCAGCUCCCCAUCGUCUUCAAGUGCGUCAGCCCAAGAUCAAAAGCCAGGAUCAAAACCGGUAAGCCGAAGUCCAGCUAGCUCGAAAAAGUCUGAAUCUGAUAAGGAAGUCACCUUUGAUUUGUCGUUGUCAAAGAAACCUGAAUCGGAUUCCAAGGAAGAUGAUUCAUCUUCAAAACGAGAUAUAAAAGAAGCAGAAGUGAAGGUUGACAGAUGUCGAUCACCGUCCAGAUCUAAGUCAGAUGAUAUCAGCUCCUUCAAACCUGCUGACAUUGGUCGGAAUGAUCAGCCGAAGACAUCUGACAACAGUAAUUCUAUUAGCUCACCAAGUUCAUCUGACGACAAGAAGCCUGCAUUAACCAAACCUGAACCCAGCAGCAAGCAUUCUUCUAGUGAUGAUACCAGCUCCUCGAAACCUGCUGACAUUGGUCGCAAGGAUCAGCCGAAGACAUCUGAUGACAGUACUUCUAGCAGCUCACCAAGUUCAUCUGACGAAAAGAAGCCAGCAUCAACCAAAUCCAAACCAAGCAGCAAGCAUUCUUCUAGUGAUGAUACCAGCUCCUCGAAACCUGCUGACAUUGGUCACAAGGAUCAGCCAAAGACAUCUGAUGACAGUACUUCUAGCAGCUCACCCAGUUCAUCUGACGACAAGAAGCCCGCUUCAACCAAAUCCAAAUCAAGCAGCAAGAAUUCUUCUGGUAAGCUGGAUUCGGUCGAAAAUAAGAGUUCCAGCUCCCCAUCGUGUUCAAGUGCGUUAGCCCAAGAUCAAAAGCCAGGAUCAAAACCGGUAAGCCGAAGUCCAGGUAGCUCGAAAAAGUCUGAAUCCGAUAAGGAAGUCACUCUUGAUUUGUCGUUGUCAAAGAAACCUGAAUCGGAUUCCAAGGAAGAUGAAUCAUCCUCAGAACGAGAUAUAAAAGAAGAGGAAGUGAAAGUUGACAGAUCUCGAUCACCCUCCAGAUCUAAGUCAGAUGAUAACAGCUCCUCCAAACCUGCUGACAUUGGUCGCAAGGAUCAGUUGAAGACAUCUGACGACAGUACUUCUAGCAGCUCAUCCAUUUCAUCUGACGACAAGAAGCUUGCACCAACCAAAUCCAAACCAAGCAGCAACCAUUCUUGUGGUAAGCCGGAUUCGUUUGAAGAUAAGAGUUCCAGCUCCCCAUCGUCUUCAAGUGCGUCAGCCCAAGAUCAAAAGCCAGGAUCAAAACCGGUAAGCCGAAGUCCAGCUAGCUCGAAAAAGUCUGAAUCUGAUAAGGAAGUCACCUUUGAUUUGUCGUUGUCAAAGAAACCUGAAUCGGAUUCCAAGGAAGAUGAUUCAUCUUCAAAACGAGAUAUAAAAGAAGCAGAAGUGAAGGUUGACAGAUGUCGAUCACCGUCCAGAUCUAAGUCAGAUGAUAUCAGCUCCUUCAAACCUGCUGACAUUGGUCGGAAUGAUCAGCCGAAGACAUCUGACAACAGUAAUUCUAUUAGCUCACCAAGUUCAUCUGACGACAAGAAGCCUGCAUUAACCAAACCUGAACCCAGCAGCAAGCAUUCUUCUAGUGAUGAUACCAGCUCCUCGAAACCUGCUGACAUUGGUCGCAAGGAUCAGCCGAAGACAUCUGAUGACAGUACUUCUAGCAGCUCACCAAGUUCAUCUGACGACAAGAAGCCAGCAUCAACCAAAUCCAAACCAAGCAGCAAGCAUUCAUCCGGUGAUGAUACCAGCUCCUUUAAACCUGCUGACAUUGGUCGCAAGGAUCAGCCGAAGACAUCUAACGACAGUACUUCUAACAGUUCACCCUGUUCAUCUGACGAGAAGAAGCUGGCAUCAACCAAAUCCAAACCAAGCAGCAAGCAUUCUUCUAGUGAUGAUACCAGCUCCGCAAAACCUGCUGACAUUGGUCACAAGGAUCAGCCGAAGACAUCUGAUGACAGUACUUGUAGCAGCUCACCAAGUUCAUCUGACGACAAGAAGCCGGCAUCAACCAAAUCCAAACCAAGCAGCAAGCAUUCUUCUAGUGAUGAUACCAGCUCCGCAAAACCUGCUGACAUUGGUCGCAAGGAUCAGCCGAAGACAUCUGAUGACAGUACUUGUAGCAGCUCACCAAGUUCAUCUGACGACAAGAAGCCGGCAUCAACCAAAUCCAAACCAAGCAGCAAGCAUUAUUCUAGUGAUGAUACCAGCUCCGCAAAACCUGCUGACAUAGGUCGCAAGGAUCAGCCGAAGACAUCUGAUGACAGUACUUCUAGCAGCUCACCAAGUUCAUCUGACGACAAGAAGCCGGCAUCAACCAAAUCCAAACCAAGCAGCAAGCAUUCUUCUAGUGAUGAUACCAGCUCCUCUAAACCUGCUGACAUUGCUUACAAGGAUCAGCCGAAGACAUCUGAUGACAGUACUUCUAGCAGCUCACCAAGUUCAGCUGACGACAAGAAGCCGGCAUCAACCAAAUCCAAACCAAGCAGCAAGCAUUCUUCUGGUAAGCCGGAUUCGGAAUAUCUGGAUCCGGAUACUUCCUUCAUUGACAUAUCACUGGAAAGCGACAGCUCCAUUUUUAUUGCUGGAUCACGGUCUACGCAAUCCCUUGUCAAAAUAGAUUUUGACAAAUAUGAUACCGAAGAUCAACUCGAAAUCAAUAUUGCUCAGAUCAACGUUUUAAUAUCUGAUUACGGUCCGAUACUGACAAACCUCACCACCGACAUUAAUGAUGGUGUGAUCCUUUCAAUCCUGGUGAAUAUUCACAUACCCCAGUUUCUUAACGCAGUCUCUGAUCUUCCUCCAGAAGAGAAAAUAUCAGCAAGUCUAAUAGCUUCUGAGAAAUUCCUUCCAAUAUCAGGUCUGGGAUUGACUUUUGAGGACUUCACUUCAGACCACGAUCUCACUGUUCUGAUUCCAUUCUUUGUACAAUUUAUCGAUGACAGUUUCAUGGAUCAUGUUGUUGAUGUUCCCCUUGAUGUACUGGUGACAUUAUUGAGGUUCACUCCUUAUCCUGAUGGAGCUGACAACUUGAGCAGUACUUGUUCUCCCUUAUUAGACCAAAGAAUUCCAAACCGUUUUAAUAACGGAACUCCAGAUGUAAAUGAAAUUAAAGGAAAUCAUCCCGAAGACAAGGAUGGAAAGAUGUGGCGUCCUUUAUUGAUAGAAGAGGACAUUCCACCAGAACUAGAAAAUAAACCGUGCAUAUUUUUAGAGAUUUACGAGACUGUCAUUCCAAAUCGAGCACAGAACUCCACCGCGGAGGAAGCAAGUACAGAUGUGUCCGAUUUCAGUGAGAGUUUUAGCGCUCCCAUGUUGACGGAGCAAGAAGUUCUGGAGGUGGAGCAGUGUGUUGUUAUAGAAGUUCCUCGACAUUUGGUCGGUGACUUGAGUGUGAAGAAUGUUGCUACUGAAGAAGAGCCUGAAACUUGGUACUACACAACCAAACACAAUGGAAUCUGUGUCACCACCGAAGUCAAGGAGUACACCAAGAAAACAACGUAUGUGUACCCGGAAGGAACAAAACCCCCAGAGCUGGAUAACAUCUCACUGAAAAGCAAUUGCGUCCAAGAAAAGAGUAAGGUUUCUAAGAAGUUUACUCCGAUUGGUAACGAUGAAUUGGAGGCUCUGAUCGACUCCAACGAUCCCUUUGAUCUGUCGAGACUGGACACGGAUUCUCACACUCAUAUCUACAAUCUAGAUGAUGAUAAACGCAGCGAUGCAAGCUCUUUUACCUCAAAAGAUUUCAACAUCACCUCCUCGGGAGACAAAUCAGAGAAAUCGGAGAAGAUAGAAAUGGAAACAAGUUUGAACCACCCAGCUGUUUCAGAUAAACUACCUUCAGAAAACAUUAAGUUUACCAAGUCUGAUAGAGAGUCACCAGGUCCAGAGACGUGCAAGUUAAACCGACUGUCAUAUAACCAGGCGCUUAAGGAUGAAGUAGUGCAAUCUGACAAAAGUUCCACAUCUUCUUCUUCAUCCUCUUCUUCAUCCUCUACAGAUGCUAAAUCAGCUACUUUUAAUGACACAUCAGAAGGUAAAUCUGAUGGUAGUUACAAGAGUUCCAUUGUGGGAAAGAAAGGAUCAUUCUUCCCGAAUAUCUUCAAUAACAUUUGUAAAGGACCUGAUACAAAGAGUGUUGAUAUGCAGGACGAACCAGAAUCUCUGCCAACUGAUAAUACCAGCUGUGUAGGAGUGACAGUCGACAGCUCUUCAAAGCCAAGUAUUCGAGUAAGCAAAGACUCUAUAACUAUCCCCUCAAAAAAGAGCAGCAAAUCCAGUUUGGAAAAGAAGAGCAAACCCUCAAAGAUGCCAAUGUGUCCUCCAUUUGGCAAGAAAUAUCCUCCAACUUCACCAGUUUCAGAUCGAGCACCUUCACUGUCACCCCCCUCGAAACCACCGAGAUCACCUCAAGUUAUUCACAUACCUCUGACAGAUCCUGAAAGUGAGAAAGAAGAUCCAUUAUAUGAUGUACCUCUGGAGACUGUACCUGUGGAGACUGUACAUGUGGAGUCUGUAGCUGAUGUAGAGUCUGCUCCGGUUAGUGAUUCCGUUCCAGUGUGUCAGGUUGAGCCAACUUACGCAGAAAUUCCGUCAAUUGUUGAUGAUGUAGUGGAACAAGUGGAAGCAACUCCUGAAAUUGAAAUUGACCAUGAUCUCAAAUUAUCUUCACCAUUGACAGAAAAGUCCGAAUCAGGCAGAGAAGCAGAAACUCAUUCAAAGAAAACAACAUCCAAGGAGUCACCAAAAUCAUCAUUGAAACUCGAAACUUCGAUUAGAAUACCAUCAUUAAUAGACACCGAUUCAUCCCUUAAAAGCCCUCGAAAAUCCUCCUCAAAAGAUAAAGAAAAGAAAACAUCUCAUGUUCUGAAAACGCCACUUGAAAUACACCCCAAGGCAGUCCGAGUCCACGGUGAUAAAAAGAAACGACCCUUCAGUCUCUGCGGGUUGGGGAAACCGGAUAUCUCUGAAGAAGAACCAAAACCUAAAAGUGGACGACCAACAUCAUGCUUUGGAGGACAACCGUCACUUGAAAUGUCUUCCUCAGAUUCUGAUGACAAGGACGAUACUUUGAAACAUGGUCAGUCCAUAAGCUCGAUCGAGUCAUUUGUAAUAUCCUCCUCACUGGUGAGACCCAUUAAAAACCCUUCACUAAAACCAAGACAUCUUAAAGUCGGACUAAACCCCGACGGAUCCUUAAUGAUAGAUGAUAGCGGCUGUCUUCUUGACCCUGACGGCCAUCCCCUAGUUUACCUCGGUCCAGAUGGUUCCGAGAAACCCAACUUCCAUCCCGCUUUAGGCCCAGUUGUUGGACCGGAUGGGGCGGUUUACAGUCCAAACGGCAAGCCUAUGCUCAAUCCUGAUGGAAAGCCUAUAAUCCUGAGUCUGAAGCCUUCACAACCGGCACCACUUGUCCCAGUCCCUCCAGAUGACAAUGGGAAUCUGCUAGGACCUGACGGGGAACUGCUAAUUGGACCUGACGGUGAACCCAUCAAGUGCCUGGUGGAUGUGUGCAUACCUUAUAUUGACCCAGCUGGUAUUCUCCAUGGGCCGGAUAAAGAGCCCAUAAGGGACCCUGAAAAAGGGGAACCCAUCCGAAUAAAACUGAACCCUGAUGGAAGCAUUCCCCUGGACGAGAAUGGGAAUAUUCUAGAUGAGGACGGUAAAAUUGUGAGGCCCUCCAACCCCAUAAAACCAGGGAAAGAUCCAUUAAGUGUUGUGGUUAUAGCUCCUGAUGGAGGUGUGAUCGGACCAGAUGGGAAGCCUGUAAGGAAUAAUGAAGGAGAACCUGUCAAGACGUUGUGUCCAUGUGGGGAUACACCUCUCCAAGUAAAUGAUAUAGGUGAGCUACUGGACGCGGACGGACUCCCUAUAACAGUUGAGGAGAUACCUGUUACUCCUCUAGUGACCUAUAUUUUACCAGAAAUAGAACCAGAUGGGAGUGUGCUGGACCCCGAGUCGGGUCUCCCAGUUAUCACCCCGGAGGGGGUCCCCGUUCUUGUGGGACUCAGACCAGAUCCUAACUUUGUACCAGUAGAUAUGUGCCCCAGUGGUCCAAAUGAGGAGGGUAUGUUGGUGGAUGAUGAAGGGAUCCUUUUAUUGGGACCAGACGGUAAUCCUGUAAAGUGUCCUUCAGUUAGGAUUGGUUGUCCAUACAUCUCAGAUGAUGGAACUAUGCAUGGUCCUGAUAAGUUACCACUCCUUAAUCCAGAGACUGGGAAACCCAUCAAGAUAAAACUCAAUCCUGAUGGGAGUCUCCCGGUGAACGAUGAUAAAAAUAUGCUAGAUGAGAAUGGAGAUGUGAUUCCUGGAUUGAAACUAGGUGAAACACCUUUGGGAGACGUUAUCAUAGCUCCUGAUGGAUUAGUGCUCGGACCGGACGGGAAACCAUUGCUUGAUAGCGAAGGAGAACCCAGAACAGUACACCACCCAGACACUGGCAUACCCCUCACUGUUAACGAGGACGGAGACUUGCUCGACACAAAAGAAAACCCAAUUCCACUUCCUGGAUCCGAAAAACCCAGGAGAAGCUUAAACCCAUACUCCCUCAGAAAGCACUCCCACUGGGAACUGAGGUUGGCCAAGCUCUGCAGCGAGCACAACACCUCCAGUAACACCACCACUGUGCCGACCAGUAAACCUGCUCUACUAGGGGGACUGCUCAAUAAGAUCCGGGGCAGGAAGAAGGAGAGGACCACACCCCAACUGAAGAGAUCAACCUCCGUCCCUACAUCCCUCUACUCCAGCACUGAGUCCCUGAUAGUGGUCACCUACAGGAUCCGUAAGAAGCGAGGUCAAAGUGCUCCUCCUCAAGCGAAGAAGAGACGCCCCACUUUGGUGACUAUUGACUGUAACUAUGGUGACGCCCCUACCUACUUGUCACCAAUGUAUGUGGCAGACAUUGUAGGAACCUUCAACUCAGAAGAGACAACCCCAGCACCCGAAGUAGUCGGUUACCAUGACAACAUCCUGGAUAAGAUCCGUCAGUUUAAAGACACCCCACCUACCACCGGUGCUAAAGAGAACCAGUCCCACGUCUUCACGUCCUGUCACUGCAGCUCCGCAACUACUCGCAGCUCCGUGGGUAUCGGCACGGGGUGUGAUGUAAUCCAGCACGAACAGUUUCAGUACAUUCCUAACCUGGUGGAUCUGGAGUACAUGCGCGAGAUGGGCACACAAACAGACAUGAUAGAAGAGACGUGCGUUACCACGGACAACUGCACGUGCGAGCUGUGCACCGCACUGACGGCGCACCUGGAAGAGCUGGCACUGAGCAUGGGUAUCGGAAGUGAGGUUGUGCACUUGUUUGUGCACGUGUGUCAGACUUGUCCUCUUCUUGCGGAGGAGAGCAGGGACCAGUAG
Bolinopsis microptera is the source of this 19248-nucleotide messenger RNA. Its product is annotated as mucin-12-like. The record is from RefSeq and is a predicted model, not a curated record. The transcript is spliced from 6 exons. NCBI's taxonomy places the organism in Eukaryota, Metazoa, Ctenophora, Tentaculata, Lobata, Bolinopsidae. Bases 1 to 19248 code for a protein of 6415 amino acids.